Molecule: messenger RNA, 2496 nt
Organism: Fusarium poae
Lineage: Eukaryota; Fungi; Ascomycota; Sordariomycetes; Hypocreales; Nectriaceae
Exons: 6
Coding region: 1-2496 (831 amino acids)
Source: RefSeq, a predicted model, not a curated record
AUGCAACCUGGGGCCAUUCUCGCCACCUGUCUUUGUGGUUCCCUCGACUCAGAAUCACAACAUAACGACGUGGUUGUUCUGAAAAUCGAAGGCACCGGCAGCGCUGUCAAAGCAAUGUGGGUUUCCGUAAAUGCCCAGAACAUCAAGCCACACGGCGGGCUGCGCUGUGACUCGCCAGCCAGAAACCGUCUCGUCCAAGAGUCAAAAGAAGGGCUGGAACAAAAACAAAGAGCCUGUCUUUCAACCAAAGAGUCUCGCCCAGCCUCCCCUGGUGCCCAAGUGUCAUCAGUCACCGCCAAAGCACAAGCCCAACCUCAAGACCACAACCCAGCCCGGCAAGGCGGAGAGGGCAUUGUAGGGCACGCGCAACAACUUCCGGAAGCCCCAGGCGUGCCAACCACAUCUGGCUUCGGUAACAAGGCAGUCAAACGGUCCACCAAAAUAGGUCGCCACUGGGUGCAGGGUUGUUGGCAGCACGGAACAGACAAGGACCAGGCUAGUGAGGAUCAGGAUCAGAAUCAGGGCACCCACGCACCAGGCCAGCAGCGGCAGCUGCAGAUCCCGCAUUUUGGUGUUGGGUUCGGUCAAGCAGAGAGACAAGCUUCCGUCACGGAUAGUCCCAGGCAAGAGCCAGUCGACUCAUUCACAGCCCAAGAGCCCAAGGAGGAAAAUCCGUCUUCAAUAAACGAAAGAUUAGCACAGUCCCCGCCUGGCUUCGAACAGCCGGGCCAUCCCAGCUUGUACUAUCUUGGCUUGCUGCAAAAUCAGAACCAUCUCCACCACGCCCAACAAUAUCAGGGUUUUACAGGCAACGACCCAUCAAUAUCAACUCACCAGCAACCUCAACCUCCCAGCUUUGGCCAUCAUCAGCAUCAGCAUCACCAACCUCCUGCAUGUUCUUCGCCACCACUUCCUUUUUCUUUCCCCUUUCCAACACCUCCAGCAUCAGCACCACCAACAUCUGCCUUCGGACUGGCUGCUCCUCCUCCUCCUCCUCCUCCUCCUCCUCCUCCUGCAACUCCACCAAGGCCACCGUCGAGACGACGCUUCCAACCAACGACGUCUCGCCGUCAGCAGAAUUUGUCCCACUGUCGUUCCAAUUCAAACCUGAGCUCAAACUCAAGUAACGGUGCCAGUGCCAACCGACGUCUGCUGGCCUCACGGUCUCCUGCAAGUCACUCUGCCAGUGGGAAAACCCCUCGUCAGCGCCUAGCACCACCACCUCCGCAGCCAAUAGAUUGUACAGCCCCACAGGACACGCCCACCGCCCACCACCGCCAUUCGCCUUUUCUUCCUGCUCAUCCUCACCCUCCUGCUUCUUCUUUUUCUGCCCGUUCUGCCCUCUCAGCUCUCUCCACGUCGUCUCCCUCCUCGCCCAUUUCCGGAUCUAUCUCCUCUUCUCCCGCUCUUCCGUCGACCUUCUCUCCCCUCUCUUCUUCUUCUUCAUCUUACCAGACUUGUUCAUCGGCCGUAUCCUCCCCACACAUCAACAUGUCGAGAUCAUCCCGAAACCCUCCCCCAGCCGUUGCCGGUACUGGACGUCAAAACGAAUACUUUGUUCCUCGAGAUGGCAUCGACCGUGAAGUUAUCUCUGCCGAUAUUUGCCGUUACUUGGGCAACGACGCUCUCGUGCGUCCUGGUCACUACGAGAACCCCCAGACAGGUCAAGCCGUACAAGGCUACUACAUCACAGCCUACAGGAAUCUAACGACGGCUAUGAUUGAGGACCUCAAAGCAGACUCUGCGCGCUGGGACAGUGAGAGGCGUGCACAGACAUCACGCAAUACCUCCGGAGUGCAAUACCGCUACUCGGAGACGCAUCAGUCGCGUCAGCAUCAUGGUCCUACCGAAGGCCCCUACGCAACCGAUCCUUACUCUCGUGACUCUGGCUUUGACGGAGGACCAAGGUAUCCAGGAACAGGUGCUCCAGGUUACACUGGUGCCGCCGGUUCAUAUAGCCAAUCUUACGGCGGCUCAAGUAGUGGGUUUGCCGGUUAUACUCAAGCCCAGCAAUCUCCUCCCCCAGCGGAUGCCAGGUUUAGCUCGACUCCCGCAGCUGCUGUCAUGAACACACCUUACCAGGCUGGCCAAAGCCCCUAUGUGGACGUCGGAACAAACCAGAGGCCCAGAGGAUACGAUGCCUAUGCUAACCAGGCUGCUGCCGCUGCCGCUGCCGCCGCCGCUCAGCAGCAGGCUUAUGCCACUUCUGCACCUUCGCAACCCGGUUACCCGGCCACUGCUGCUUACCAAUAUUCAGGUCAGGCUCCUCCUGCGGGCUACACGAUGCAGCCCCAGGACCCCUUCUAUGGUCGUGCAGGUCAACCAGCCCAAGGAUAUACCCAGGCCUCACAGUAUGAAGAAACCCCCCGGACUCGCGCUUCCGCGACACCAACAAAUACUCAAACAAAUCCCAGUGGCACCUCCAGCAGUCGACGUAGUGAACGAGAGAGCGACAGGCACAGCUCCGACCGUCACCAUCGCUCCAGCCGCCGGUAA